This is a messenger RNA of Hippocampus zosterae (dwarf seahorse), 1883 nucleotides long. Its product is annotated as coiled-coil domain-containing protein 149-like. The coding region runs from base 297 to 1610 and encodes 437 amino acids. NCBI's taxonomy places the organism in Eukaryota, Metazoa, Chordata, Actinopteri, Syngnathiformes, Syngnathidae. The transcript is spliced from 13 exons. The record is from RefSeq and is a predicted model, not a curated record.
GAGUCAUUCUUAACAACACGGACGCUCCGUUAGUGUGACGUAGGCGGUAAACAGAUGGCGAGUCGUGCUCAGUCCUUCCCAUUUCAGACGUUUUCUUGAAGAUAUUCGGAGAAAAAAAAAUGCAGUCUUCUCGAAGCGAGAGUGACUGGCAAGGCCUGGUGAGCGAGGUAAAGAUGUGUGUAUGUUUGCGCUAGUUCCUGGUGUGUAAGCGCAAGCUGGAGAGCAAAAAAGAGGCCCUGCUCAUUCUGUCCAAGGAGCUGGACACGUGUCAGCAAGAGCGAGACCAGUACAAGUUGAUGGCCAACCAGCUCCGAGAGCGCCACCAAGGACUCAAGAACAAGUACAGGGAGCUCAUUGAAGGCGACCCGUCUUUACCACCAGAGAAACGCAAUCAGGUGAACCUCGCCCAGUUGCUGCGAGACACCAAGGAGCGCGUGAAGCAGCUGACCGAGGAGGCCAAGGAGCUGACUCAGCGUCUACUGGAGGCCCAAGGGGAUAACAAGCUCCUGCGAAUGACGAUUACGCGACAGCGGCUGGGCGACGACGAGGUCGGCGCGCGACACUUGCCCGCGCACGAACGUCAAGAUCUGGUGCUACGACUGGAGAGAGCAGGCCAUCAGAUGGAAGAGAUGGCGCACAACGUGAAAUCCCUGACGGACGAGCUCCACGACAUGAAGGCGGAGAGCGCCGUGUAUCGCGACAAGGCCGAGCGACUCAACGUGGAGCUCAACCACGUUCUGGGCAACCGGGACUCGCGCAUCGUUGACGUGGACGCGCUCUGCAUGGAAAACCGGUAUUUGCACGAGCGCUUCAAACAAAUGCAGGAGGAAGUGAACCUGCUGAAAUCCAACAUCAUGAAGUACAAGGCCGCGCUAACGAGGAGGAAAAACUCAAACGGUUACGAGAAGUCACACAGUCGUCCGAUCACGGGGGUCCUCUCCGCCGAACGAGUGGAGGAAAUGCUCCUGGAGGAGCACGGCUGCAGCCUCCCGGCCACGCCUCAGUCCAUUUGCGAGCUCAAAUCCCUGGCCACAGCCCUGCUGGAGACCGUCCACGAGAAGAAUCUCGUCAUCCAGCACCAACGGAAGACCAACAGGAUCCUCGGGAACCGCGUCGCCGACUUGGAAAGGAAGUUGAAGACGUUGGAGGUUGCCGGCUUUUGGAGUCUCCCAGGCCGGACCUACCGCGUGUCCGUGGGAAUUGGGAGAACGCAGAACGAGGCGCCAUCCAACGAGAAGCUCCCGCCGGGGCUCCAUCCAACGCAGGCGGCCUCUCAGCCACACCGUCCGCCUGCAGGCAAAUGUGGCGACAUUGCACACGACCCAAGUUCCCAUGAAUCAUUGUGGGAGUGCCACACGGCCGCUGGCGACCUUGGCACAGAUGGCGUGCCACAGCUGGCGGCGGCGGCGGCGCAGACGAACGAGAUUGACGGCAGACGAGGCGACCCGGCGACCCCGACGGAAGAAGAUGGACGGAGUCCCGUGGAGGAGGCGGGGCGCGAAGCCCAGGAGCCAGACGUGGUGGCAAUGGUGGAGGAGGGCGAGGAAGCGGCCCUGGCGCUGGCGCUGGACGCCUCACCCAGCCAGUCGCGCCUUAUAUAUAAUAUAUAAUCGCAACUUACAUGCGAUGCAACGUUGCCAGCAGGACCAUCCGACGCCGAGCUGCGUGGCGUGACAUACGUCACCGCAUGGCGUGAAUGCAUUUGAAGAAGGCUGCCUUUUCAUUUCCUUGCUUCAUUGCAAAAUGGGACAUUAUUUCAAUUUGACGGAGCGCUAAUUGAUUUUUUUUUUACCGUUACCGCUUUGAUCUGUGAAAUAGAUCAGAAAAUCGGCAUAAAUGUUGAUCGUUGUGAUUUUCAAAAUAAAAAGCAGGUGUUUGUAAAA